Molecule: messenger RNA, 2490 nt
Organism: Theobroma cacao (cacao)
Lineage: Eukaryota; Viridiplantae; Streptophyta; Magnoliopsida; Malvales; Malvaceae
Product: ABC transporter G family member 1-like
Cellular component (GO): membrane
Molecular function (GO): ABC-type transporter activity; ATP hydrolysis activity; ATP binding
Source: RefSeq, a predicted model, not a curated record
UUCACGUACAAUACAAAAUAAAUGCACUGCCAUAGUCAUCAAUAAACCAGAUCCGAUCUGCCAUAGCUCUCUCUCUCAUCCAUUUAUUUUGCCCGGGAUUUAAGCAUGGAUUCCUCAGGUAAUGUCCCAAGAUGGACACCAAGCCCGGCAAGAUCACCACAAAAAGAGCCUGAACCAGCUGAUCACGAUGACUCUGAAGUCCAAAGCAUAGUUUCUGAAGAAGAUAACAAGAAGUUAUCCAAGAUGGCAACAAAUUUUCCCUUCAGCACUGGCUUUACGAGGAGCAGUAAUCCUCCUCCUGACUCGGGUAUUCAUGGAGUUCCCUCUCUCAGGAUUGAGAUGGAGCCAGUUGACUGCACAACACAAGGAGAUGGUAUUUUCUUGACAUGGACUGAUCUAUUGGUGAGCGUGUCCGGAGGCAAAAAGGGACCCAGGGCGAUCUUACAGGGGCUCACCGGGUAUGCUCAGCCUGGCGAGGUACUAGCCAUCAUGGGACCCUCAGGUUGUGGCAAGUCCACCCUUCUUGAUGCAUUGGCAGGAAGACUAAGUUCGAAUACACGACAGACUGGGGAGAUCUUAAUUAAUGGUCGAAAGGAAACACUUGCCUUUGGAACUUCGGCUUAUGUGACUCAAGAUGAUACUCUAAUGACAACACUCACAGUAAGGGAAGCUGUUUACUACUCGGCACAGCUUCAAUUGCCUGACUCCAUGUCAAAAUCUGAAAAGAAGGAAAGAGCUGAGAUGACAAUUAGGGAAAUGGGGUUGCAAGAUUCCAUGGAUACAAGAAUUGGAGGGUGGAGCACAAAAGGACUUAGCGGUGGACAAAAGAGGAGAGUUAGCAUUUGCAUUGAGAUCUUAACAAGGCCAAAGCUUCUCUUCCUUGAUGAGCCUACUAGUGGACUAGACAGUGCAGCAUCCUACCAUGUCAUGAGUCGCAUUGUCAAGCUAGCCCGCCGAGAUGGAAGGACUGUAAUUGCAUCGAUUCAUCAACCUAGCAGUGAAGUUUUUCAGCUCUUCCACGAUCUCUGCCUUCUCUCUUCUGGCAAAACUGUCUAUUUUGGUCCUAUUUCAAUGGCAGAGCAGUUUUUUGCUACAAAUGGCUUCCCAUGUCCAGUUUUGAGGAACCCAUCAGAUCACUAUCUUAGAACCAUCAACAAAGACUUUGAUGAAGACAUAGAACAAGGAAAAGGUAGCAUUAACACAGAAAAAGUCAUCGACACUCUCGUCAAGUCCUACAAGUCAUCAGAGAUAUGGAAGCAAGUUGAGCAACACGUACUCAAGAUAUCCCAAAAUAGAGAAGGACCUCUAGAGAAGAAGGGAAGCCAAGCAAGCUUCAUUACCCAAAGCAUUGUUCUUACAAAGAGAUCCUUUGUCAAUAUGUAUCGUGAUCUAGGUUAUUACUGGCUUCGCCUUGCAAUCUACAUUGCAUUAUGUUUAUGUGUUGGGACUAUCUUCUAUGAUAUUGGCUUGACUUUUGGCUCCAUUCAGGCUAGAGGCUCCAUGCUCAUGUUUGUUGCAGCAUUCUUGACAUUCAUGGCAAUAGGUGGAUUCCCUUCUUUCGUUGAGGACAUGAAGAUCUUUGGACGUGAAAGAUUAAAUGGACAUUAUGGGGUUGGAGCAUUUGUCAUUGGAAACACGCUUUCAUCCGUCCCUUACUUGUUUUUGAUCUCUUUGAUCCCUGGAGCUCUAGCUUAUUACCUGGUUGGACUUCAGAAGAGUUUUGAACAUUUUGCCUACUUCGUGAUAUUGCUCUUCACUUGCAUGAUGCUGGUUGAGAGCUUAAUGAUGACUGUUGCAAGCAUCGUGCCAGAUUUUCUCAUGGGAAUCAUAACGGGAGCCGGUAUCCAAGGGGUGAUGAUGCUAAAUGGAGGCUUCUUCCGGUUGCCAGAUGAUCUUCCUAAACCAUUUUGGAGAUACCCCAUGUACUACAUUGCUUUUCACAAGUACGCAAAUCAAGGAUUCUACAAGAAUGAAUUUCAAGGAUUAACUUUUCCCAACAAUCAAGCAGGAGGACCUCCCACCAUUACUGGUGAUGAAAUCUUGAGAAAUUUUUGGCAGGUAGAGAUGGGCUACUCUAAAUGGAUUGACAUUGCCAUCUUGUUUGGCAUGGUAGUUAUAUAUCGUCUCAUGUUUUGGGGAAUUAUUAAGACUGUUGAAAAGGUUAAGCCUCUCAUUAAAGCUUAUAUGGCAGUUAAGUUAGUUGCUCCUACGCAGUCAAGUCAGAUAUCAGAAAAUCCACUCUCCAGUCCUUAAAAAUAAGAAAUGCUACGAUGUAUUUAAUUACUAGUAUUAUUUAUGGCUUUCUUUAGGUUUGCUUGUUACGUUUGCAGGUUGAAUAAAACUUGACUACUCUCCUAGUGUGAAAAUGGAGGAUAAAAGUAUUAUCCUUUUUCUGAUUUGCAAAUCCUUUGUUAGAGUUAGGCUCUGUUUACAAUACUCUUCAGUGUGAAAAGUUAGUUUUCAAUUUAGAGAAGUAGUGUUGUGUGCUAA